CAUGCAUUUGUUUUUCAGCUAUUAAACAGAAUCCCGUGUGCUGCCAUGGACAGUGUGGAGAUGGAAUCUGUCCAGAUUAAAGAGGAGUUCCCUGAACUUGAACUUGUACCCAUUAGAGUGGAGUUCUCUGGGCUGGCUUCCCUCCCCAUUAAACAGGAGCUCUGUGAGAUGCAAUGUGACAGCAGCCAGCCAGAGGUCUCUGAGGUUAAAGCUGAGCACAAUAAAUGGGAGAUCCCCCAGACAGAAGAACCCCUUCCUGUUAAACAAGAAGAGGUGCUGGAAACUGUCCGUAUUAAACAGGAGCCCCCUGAAGUAGAGUUUGACCACAUGGAACCAGUGAAGGAAGAAUCCGAGGACUUCAAACCAAACAUCUCUGAGCUGGAGCCUGUACGCCUGCGGGAGUGUAGCGUGGUGCUGGAGAGAAUCUGCGUGAGAGAGCAAGGCGCUGGAGAGGAAGACUCUCCCAACAGCACGCAAGGAGGUGGAAAGGAAGACGGGCGCUCCCAUUCAGAAUGCAGUCUAGCAGGUUCCAGUCCAGCAGCUAAAGUGAGGGCGGGAGCUGGAGAAUAUCCUGAUUGUGGGAAAGGUUUCACCCAGUUUGGGCAUUUUAAAACACACCAGCGAACUGACGCAGAAAAGAAACCGUAUCGUUGCUCUGACUGUGGAAAGAGUUUCAGUCAGUCAGGUACCCUGAAAACACACCAGCGAAUUCACACAGGAGAGAAACCGUAUUCCUGCACUCACUGUGGGAAGAGUUUCAGUCAGUCAAACAACCUUGUAUCACACCAGCGAAUUCACACAGGAGAGAAACCGUAUCGCUGCUCUGACUGUGGAAAGAGUUUCAGUCAGUCAAACAACCUUGUUUCACACCAGCAAAUUCACAGAGGAGAGAAACUGUAUUGCUGCUCUGAUUGUGGGAAGAGUUUCAGUUACUCAGGAACCCUGAAAGCACACCAGCAAAUUCACACAGGAGGGAAAACAUAUUGUUGCUCUGACUGUGGGAAGAGUUUCAGUCAUUCAAACAGCCUUCUUUUCCACCAGCGAAUUCACACGGGAGAGAAACCGUAUCGCUGCUCUGACUGCGGGAAGAGUUUCAGUUACUCAGGAGACAUGAAAGCACACCAGCGAAUUCACACAGGAGAAAAACCGUAUUGCUGCUCUGACUGUGGGAAGAGUUUCAGUCGGUCAAACAGCCUUGUUUCACACCAGCGAAUUCACACAGGAGAGAAACCAUAUCGCUGCUCCGACUGUGGGAAGAGUUUCAGUUAUUCAGGAAACCUGAAAACACACCAGCGCAUUCACACAGGAGAGAAACCGUAUUACUGCUCUGACUGUGGGAAGAGUUUCAGUCAGUCAGCCAGCCUUAAAACACACCAGCGAAUCCACAUAAGAGAGAAACCUUAAAGACUAUGUUAAUUGGGACUGUUUUAUCAUGAAGAAAAAAAUGUUAACCUUGCAUUAUGAAUUUGAAACAAAAACACUUUGGAAAUGUGAAAAAACGCCAAGUUCUCAAAAGUGCCCAGCCAUUUAACGUAGAGAUAUCAAAAACACAAGACAAGCUUCAAGAAACAAGUGGGGCAACCUUGCUCAGCACCAAGCAAAU
Messenger RNA from Acipenser ruthenus (sterlet), 1603 nucleotides. RefSeq names its product zinc finger protein 660-like. The record is from RefSeq and is a predicted model, not a curated record. Gene Ontology annotation, molecular function: DNA-binding transcription factor activity, RNA polymerase II-specific; RNA polymerase II cis-regulatory region sequence-specific DNA binding. The coding region runs from base 46 to 1404 and encodes 452 amino acids. The transcript has 2 exons. Gene Ontology annotation, biological process: regulation of transcription by RNA polymerase II. Lineage: Eukaryota; Metazoa; Chordata; Actinopteri; Acipenseriformes; Acipenseridae.